Clonostachys rhizophaga is the source of this 2991-nucleotide messenger RNA. The record is from the annotation of a GenBank genome assembly. NCBI's taxonomy places the organism in Eukaryota, Fungi, Ascomycota, Sordariomycetes, Hypocreales, Bionectriaceae.
AUGUCGCAGUCGCCAAUGAUCUCCGUGCCCCUCAAGGCGACAAACGAGAUUGACUGGGUGGCACCAUUGAAGGCAUAUAUUCGUGAUACAUAUGGCGAUGACCCAGAGCGGUACGCAGAGGAGUGCGCCACCCUCCAGCGCUUGAGGCAGGACGUACGCGGUGCGGGGAAGGAGAGCACUUCAGGAAGGGACAUGUUAUAUCGGUACUAUGGCCAACUGGAGCUUCUGGACCUACGGUUUCCCGUGGACGAGCAGCAUAUCAAGAUCUCCUUCACAUGGUUCGAUGCGUUCACCCAUAAACCGACCUCACAAUACUCACUGGCAUUCGAAAAGGCUUCCAUCAUCUUUAAUAUCUCAGCCGUACUCUCUUGCCAUGCUGCUUUCCAGAACAGGUCCGACGAGUCUGCCCUGAAGACAGCAUACCACUCGUUCCAGGCAUCUGCCGGCAUGUUCACGUAUAUCAACGAGAAUUUCCUCCAUGCUCCUUCCUCAGAUCUGAGUAGGGAGACAGUCAAGACGCUGAUCCACAUAAUGUUGGCACAAGCUCAGGAGGUCUUCCUUGAGAAGCAAAUUAACGACAAGAAGAAGAAUGCACUUCUGGCCAAACUGGCCUCACAAGCAGGCUGCUUUUACAAUCAAGCCUAUGAGAGCGCUCAGGAAAGUGCUAACAAGGCAAUUUUCGAAAAGUCGUGGCUUUUGAUGCUCCAGUAUAAAUCAAAUCUGCUGGACUCAAUGGCGCAAUACUACCAAGCAUUGACGGAUGAUGAGAACAGUCAGUUCGGUUCAGGUGUGGGCCGACUGCAGUACGCCGAAUCGCUGGCUAAGGAAGCAGACCGCAUCGCCAAGGGGUUCCCUACAUCUCUGCCACCCAGCGCCAACCUCAGUGCAGACUGCGCCAGCGCUUUGCAAGGUAUUUCGAAGCGGCAUCUCGCUACCGUGAAGGAGAAGCUCCGGGAGGCAGAGAAGGACAAUGAUUACAUUUACCACCAGCCCGUCCCAGCCGAAGCCAGCCUAGAAGCCAUCAACAAACUACCUGCCGCAAAACCCAUCCCGGUUAGUGAGCUGUACGCAGGUCAGGAUAUACAGCACAUUACUGGCCCAGAUCUUUUCGCCAAGAUCGUGCCCUUUGCGGUGACGGAGUCAGCAAGUUUGUACGAUGAAGAGAAAGCCAAGCUUGUCAGAGCAGAAACAGAGAAGGUUGACACCGCAAAUGGCGAGAUGGCUGCAAGUCUGGAUUACUUGAGGCUUCCAGGUGCUCUUCAAGUUCUCAAGGGCGGAUUUGAUCAGGAUGUUUUGCCUGAUGAAGACUUCCGCCAAUGGUGUCACGAUGUGGCAAAUCACGAAAAUCCAGCUGGGAUAUUCGAGCACCUGAGGUCAGAAAAGGAGUCCAUAAUUCGAGUUCUGGAUGGGUGCUCGAAGCAGUUGGACAUGGAAGAGAUAGUCUGCGAGAAGAUGCGUUCGAAACACGAGAGCCAAUGGACCCAGCAACCUAGCGCACCCCUCACAACCACCCUACGCGGGGAUAUUCGAAGCUAUCGAGAGGCGCUUGAUGAGGCAAUGAAGAGCGACAAUCAGCUUGCCACGAAGCUUCGCCAGAACGAGGUGGAAUUCGCAGAAAUGCGGCGUGCUGCUCAGGAGGAUGCUGUUGACCAACUGUUCCACAGGGCUGUAACCGAUGUUCGAGACAAGAGUGGCUACUCUGUCAGCCCAGCUGCCAUCGAAGCUAACCUUCUGGACGCCGAUUUUGAAGAAGGCGGCUUGAGUGUGAUAGACCAGAUAAACAGAGUAGAGGAUAUCCUCAAAAAGUUGAAUCUUGUCAAGCGGGAGCGAAACCAGGUCCUUAAAGACCUAAAAGAGAAGGUCCAUAACGAUGACAUCUCGCAAAUUCUAAUCCUAAACAAGAAGUCAAUAUCCAACUACGAGAAUCAACUCUUCCAGCAGGAGCUGGAAAAGUUCCGACCUCACCAAAACAGGCUGUUACAGGCGAAUCACAAGCAGUCCGCUCUGAUGAAGGAACUUACAGGAACGUUUAAUACACUAUUGCAAGACAAGCGGGUGAGAUCGGAGCAGAGCAAGUACGAAACAAUUCAAAAACAGAGAUCGGCCGUGAUUGGCAGAUACAACCGGGCCUAUCAAGAGUUCCUUGACCUCGUGGCCGGACUCGCCAGUGCGAAGAAGUGGUAUGCUGAGAUGAAGGAGACAGUAGAGAGCUUAGAAAAGAAUGUUGAAGCAUUCGUCAACAACCGACGAGGCGAGGGUGCCCAGUUGUUGAACAAGAUUGAGGCGGCACAAUCCUCCAGCAGGUCUUCUCAGGCCGAGCUGGAGCAAGAACGUCUGCGAGCUCUCAUGGACCGAAUGUCGAUGGAGAGCCCAAAGUCACCGCCACAGCCAACCGCAAGUGGACGGCCAGCGCCAACACCGCUAUUUCAGGCUGGACAGGCACCCCGAUACGGGCAAGGAAGUUACCAGGGACAAUAUCAAGUUCCAACCUCCCCUCCCCCUAACCAACCCAACAUGGUACAGCCAGGAUACCACACUUAUGGAAACCCAAACCCAGCCACAGCGCAGUCAUAUGGGCAGCCACAAGUCAACUCAUUUGGGCAAGCCGCGUACAACCCAAGCCAAUAUGGACGGAACCCUGGUCCAACGUCACCUCCGCCAAACCAGUCCACUUUCGGCGUAAAUGCAAUGAGAGGCCCAGUGUCCCCUCCACCAAAUCGAUCCUCCUUUGGAUCGCAGAUCCAAGGCUACCAAGGCUAUGCCACUCAGGGGCAACAAGUGCAGCCAACAGCCCAACAAGGCCAGGGUGGUUACAUGCCGCCUGGCUUUGUCCCACCUCCACCUCCUCCCGGCCCUCCACCUCUGGGACCCCAGCAGACAAUCCAUUACGGGCAGCAACAGCAGAUCCCACAGGGAUAUGGGCAGAAAUCACCACCAGCUCAAACAUCACAGCCCCAUGACCCUUGGGCAGGACUGAGUGCCUGGAAGUAA